Molecule: messenger RNA, 960 nt
Organism: Cicer arietinum (chickpea)
Lineage: Eukaryota; Viridiplantae; Streptophyta; Magnoliopsida; Fabales; Fabaceae
Product: H/ACA ribonucleoprotein complex subunit 1-like protein 2
Biological process (GO): snoRNA guided rRNA pseudouridine synthesis; ribosome biogenesis
Cellular component (GO): box H/ACA snoRNP complex
Molecular function (GO): box H/ACA snoRNA binding
Source: RefSeq, a predicted model, not a curated record
CUCCCCCAACUUCGAACUGGGCCGUGGGUUCUUGUCCAAAAGAAAAACCUCGGCCCAUACAGGUCUCUUCACAAACCCUAAUAUUCAUCACCAAAAACCCUAAAACCCCAAAUAUUCCCUUGCCCUGCCAUUCUUGAAGCUCACAGUAUCACAGCUCACAGUAUUACCACAUUAUUUGCCAAACAAUGAGACCUCCUAGAGGUGGUGGCCGUGGUGGUGGUUUCAGAGGUGGCCGUGAUGGCGGCUUCAGAGGUGGACGUGACGGAGGUUUUCGUGGCAGAGGUGGUGGACGUUUCGGCGGUGGUCGUGGUGGAGGCGGCUUUCGUGAUGAAGGGCCUCCCUCCGAAGUCGUAGAGGUUUCAACGUUUAUGCAUGCUUGUGAAGGAGAUGCUGUGACAAAGCUUACCAAUGAGAAAAUUCCAUUUUUUAAUGCUCCUAUAUAUCUUCAAAACAUGACUCAGAUUGGGAAAGUUGAUGAAAUCUUUGGUCCCAUCAAUGAAUCUUACUUUUCAAUUAAAAUGAUGGAAGGGAUUGUUGCUACUUCUUAUUCAGCCGGUGACAAGUUUUACAUUGACCCAAGGAAACUCUUGCCUCUUGCAAGAUUUCUUCCUCAACCAAAGGGACAAGCACAAGCUGGUGGUAGAGGUGGAGGCGGAGGAGGUCGUGGUUUUGGUAGAGGUGGCCGUGGAGGCGGUGGUUUUCGCGGAAGAGGUCCUCCUAGGGGUGGUAGAGGUCCACCUAGGGGUGGUGGACGUGGGGGUGGUUUCCGGGGAAGGGGCAGGUUUUAGGGAAAUUUUGUGUAAAAUGUUGUUUGCUUCAGUCAUUUUGCUUGGAUGAUCAUAUAGGAUGUCCAAUAGAAGAUUUAAUGUUGAAUUGACUUUUAUUUACUUUUGAUGAAUUGAAUUGUUCUGUUUAAGUUGUUCAAUAGGAUGUUGUGUUUUAAUUACUUUUAUUUACUCA